GAUGAGACGCUGAAAUUGUUGAAAGAGCUAACAAGUAGAAAAUCUCUUCAAGUGCCAAAUAUCUAUUACCAUUUGCCUCAUUUGUUGAAAAAUGAAGGAAGCCUUCAGCCUUCUGUGCAGGUUGGCCUUGGAAGGACGGGAGUUUCCAUUGUAAUGGGAAUACCUACAGUGAAAAGGAAAGUCAAGUCUUACCUUACAGAAACUCUCCACUCACUUAUUGAUAAGCUGUCCCCUGAAGAAAAACUGGAUUGUGUCAUGGUUGUCUUUAUAGGAGAGACUGAUCUUGAUUAUGUAAACGGUGUCGUUGCAAGCCUGGAAAAAGAGUUUUCUACUGAGAUCAAUUCUGGCUUGGUGGAAGUGAUAGCCCCUCCUGCCACUUACUAUCCUGACUUGUCCAACUUGAAAGAGACGUUUGGAGACUCCAAAGAGAGAGUGAGAUGGAGAACAAAACAAAACUUGGAUUAUUGUUUUCUUAUGAUGUAUGCCCAGAAAAAGGGAGUUUAUUACAUCCAGCUUGAAGAUGACAUCGUUGUCAAGCAGAAUUAUUUCAGCACAAUAAAGAAUUUUGCACUCCAGCUCGCUUCUGAAGAUUGGAUGAUUCUGGAAUUUUCUCAGCUGGGUUUCAUUGGUAAAAUGUUCCAGUCUCCAGAUAUCACUCUUAUUGUAGAGUUCAUAUUUAUGUUUUAUAAGGAGAAACCUAUCGAUUGGCUCCUGGACCAUAUCCUCUGGGUGAAAGUGUGUAACCCUGAGAAAGAUGCUAAACAUUGUGACCGACAGAAGUCUAACCUGCGGAUCCGCUUCAGGCCAUCCCUCUUCCAGCACGUUGGACUCCACUCCUCUCUGGCAGGGAAGAUCCAGAAACUCACAGAUAAAGACUUCCUGAAACCAUUACUGCAUAAAAUCCACGUGAAUCCUCCUGCAGAGGUUUCGACAUCUUUAAAAGUCUACCAGGGGCACACGCUAGAAAAAACCUACGUAGGGGAAGAUUUUUUCUGGGCUGUCACACCAGUUGCUGGAGAUUAUAUUCUCUUUAAAUUUGACAAGCCAGUCAACGUAGAAAG
This is a messenger RNA of Acanthisitta chloris (rifleman), 1061 nucleotides long. Its product is annotated as alpha-1,3-mannosyl-glycoprotein 4-beta-N-acetylglucosaminyltransferase A. Gene Ontology annotation, biological process: protein N-linked glycosylation. Gene Ontology annotation, cellular component: endoplasmic reticulum-Golgi intermediate compartment; Golgi stack; endoplasmic reticulum. NCBI's taxonomy places the organism in Eukaryota, Metazoa, Chordata, Aves, Passeriformes, Acanthisittidae. Gene Ontology annotation, molecular function: acetylglucosaminyltransferase activity. The record is from RefSeq and is a predicted model, not a curated record. The annotation marks the transcript as partial. The transcript is spliced from 9 exons.